AAAGCCCUAAAGAAAGUUAAAGAAGGAAAUCCAGCCAUUUAAGCCUUCUAUCCUCAUGGAUUUUGACAGCUGAAUUUUAUUUUGUCUUAAUAGCUUGGUCUUCUCAGAGCCUGCUUCUCACUCCCGUCCCAUCUCUGCUCUUUGGGAGCUGCAGCUGUUUCAUAGGUGAUUAGAAAAUGAAUGGAUCUUCCCUCUAGAUUUAUUAUUAUUAAUAUAUGCUGGUUUCACAGAGAGCAGGCCAUGAAAACAGUGCGGGUGUUUGUUCCUCUAAAGCAUCAGAAAUGCUAAAGAAAACCCUCUGGCCUCCUUGGCCGGAGGCUGUGGAGCUGAAGGCCUGACGUGCGCUCCUUCUGUGUGCCUGACACCGCUCUGGGACAGCCCUGGGACUUACUGACCCCCGCCCAGGUGGGGGGAGGUCCCUGGAAAAAUCCUCUUUUCUUAUGGUUUUGGGGCCGUGGUGGGCAGAAGCAGGGUGUGGGCAUCAUGGCUGGGCAGAGGUAUAGCGGGGGUUUGGGGCAGGAGAGUACAGGGCGGCCUCUGCUGCCACAGGCACUGGGAGGUCUCAUGAGGGGCCCAUGGAAGAGGGAGUGUUGGACCGGGAUGUUGCUGAUGCCUGAACAGUUCUUGGUUGGUGUCACCCAUGCUGGUGCCUCAGAUCCUCUACCUACCCCGCAUGCGAAGACAUGCUGAACCUGGGCAGGGGUUGUGAGGUGGCUAGUGGAGAAAGUGUGGGGCGGCCGGGGUCCCAUGAGCCCAGGGGCUGCUGUGCCCGCAGACACCUCUGUUGCUGGCAUUUGCAAACCUAGCUUGUGGAGAUGGGCUCUUAUUUACACACGGCUGGAAGCAGGAGGUUGCUGCAGCUAAUGCUGGGUGAGUUUCCAUUUCUUUAAUUAAAAAGUUUUUAAUGAAGGAGGAGGAAAGAGCAGAGUGAGGCAGGUGAUCGCUGGAGAUGCCGAUCAUCCUAGGCACUGUCUCUCCCACCCUGCCUGGCCACAAUGGAUUCCCAGAGCCAGAUCCACUCGUUUGUGGGACCAAUGUGGCUGGGGCUGGAUGCUGGUCAGGACAACAGGAGUGAGUUAAUAGCUUGCUGCUGUUAAGGACACAUCCUGCUUCCUUGCUCCGGUGCUCGCUGGCCCGCUCAGAAGCCCAUGAAUUCACCAACCUGGCUGAAAACCAGCCAGCUGUGCGUCCGGCUUUGCCUUGGCCACCUCUGGCGCUGGCAGCGCUUGGGCCGGGAAGGGCUGAACCAGCCCCCGUUCCAGUCUGGAGCAGGGAAAAGACUGUUUGCACCUCCUGGGCUUUGGGUCUAGACGCUUGGCCCUGUCGUGCCCGGAGGGCCUUCUCUGCUGGAGAGCGUGGCUGGGCAGGAGGGAGGGAACUGAAGGGCUCCAAAAUGCCCAGAGGGCCGUCAGUAAAGGUGGCGGUGGGCAGCACUUGCUGUUGUGGGCUUGGAGUGAGCCUGACGGGCUGGAAAUCAGAGACUGAGGUGCUAAAAAUAGACCCAGGAUGUAAUCAAAGCAGUGAGGGCCCAUGUGCGCUCAUGCUUGCUUGACUCCUCCUGUAUUUCCCCUUUGAGCUUUAAAGAGCAAACCUCCCCUUCCCAAGGCUGUUUGGGCUGCGCUGGACAGCAAGCGUGCCUUGUAUGGUGGAGAUUUAGACCUAGAAGCAAAGGGGGACCUUUUUGGGCAUGGCGAGAUCCGAGGACGGCAGCAGGGAGAGCCGAGGGAGCUGUGCGUGUGCGUGGCUCGUCCAGGCGCUGGGGAUCAGCGCCGGGGGGCUGGCCUUGCAGCCCUCGCCUGCCUCCCUCCCCAAAACAUAUGCCUUGUUCGCCCUCUGCUUGUCUUGCCCCAUAAAACUGCACCCAGGAGGUAGGGGUCCCAGGGCGAUUCUCAGCGGUAAAGCCCUGGGACUUCGCAACUUGUCCUUCCCCCCCUCCCCCCCCCCAAAAGGGGAAACUGAGGCACAGAGCAGGUUCUUUCCUGUGUUAAUCUGGAAUAUUAUCAUCCAAGCAUGUCUUUUGUUCUUUGAAAGCCUCACUUUUCCUUGAAGGCAUCUGAACACAAAAAUGAGCUCCCCCUGCAAAGGAGGGGAAGGAAAAUUUCAGGAAGGAAAAUGUUUUUCUUUUUUCACUAGUUCUUACUGUAUGCUGUACUCCUCCCGUGGAUGUGUUGAACUAUUGCCCUUUACUCAUUAUAAACUGAGCUGUUUGGUGCUAAACUCCUAGGUGUGCUCCUAACAGAUGUAGGACCUUUCUCCUUUCUCGUCUUGCUGGGCUGGAGUUCCCCUCUGUAGCAGCUGUCAGCUUGCCUGGGGCCCUGUACCCCUGCCCCAGCCGCUGGGCUUCCCGGGACACCCCGCUCUCUGGGAUAGCUCCUCUGGUGUCUGUCUUUCACCUUGAUUCUCUCUAUAUUUUAACUGCCUUGCAGCACUUACGUUGUCCUAGGCAAAUGCCAGGUUUUGAAGAGGUGUUUGCUACCACUAUCUUUCAGCAGUCUGCUGCUUUUUCUUCCUCUAUAUGAAAUCCUAGACUGCCUAAGCGAUCAGAGGAAAACAAAAAAGAUGUGGCCGUUUUGGGGACUGGAACUGAAUCGAGUCCGCUGUGACCUGCUCUUUACAGAAGCCAUCAAUCAAAGCAUGCAGGUACCCAACAGGCUGAAGGUAGCAGAUGGCUUCAGCCCUGUCAACGAGGAGCCGACGACAGAGGAUGUGCCUCCUUCCUUUCGGAUGCACAUCCCGGAUAGGAUUUCUCUUGCAGAAAUAAUGGAUACUGGUCCGAGGCCUAUCCUGCUAGACCAGCAAAGGAAGGUCCCCUCUACUGUGGGUCACGAAUCCUCAGACUCCUCCGUUCAGCCUGCUGCACUUGGGGAACUCCCUUUUCUGCGUGUAGCCAGCAGAUCAAGCACCCAGAAACGCAAACGAUCGGGCCAUCACAGCAGCAGGUCACGGCGGGAGAGGGCUCCAGGUGACUAUGCCCAGCUGGCUUUGCACAGCCCAGGCCAGCACCACGAGCGGCUGGACACGUGCCCCUUGCCCACUCGCAGCGCCCCACUCCCCCUCCUCACGCAGACGGGCAGGAUCUACUCUGUGCAGAACAUCUUCCAGACCAUGUGCCUCCUGGGCCAGGUGCUCUUCCACCGUGUCCGGGACACUCUGCAAGACUCAGUGCCCUCCAGUUCCCAGGAGACAGGCCCAGCUUUGGAAAGCUCCCUGGAAGAGGUUGGCAUGGCUGAGAUGGCAGCAAUGAGAAAACAGUUGACAAGGAUCUCGGGGAGGCUCCAGGUGCUGGAGGAGCAGUGCAAUGGCUGGCGUCGGAAGGAAGCUCUUGUCUACUCCGUGCUGAUCUCUGCCUGCCUCAUCAACACGUGGCUCUGGCUGAGGAGAUGAAGAUUUGCUGUGCCCUGAUUUUCCCUCCCCAUCCUGGCAGGGCAGGUGAGAGCAGGGAAAGAAUCCUUGCUCGAAUAUUUACGAACAGUAAAAUUAUGUGUUUCUUCCCCUUGAUCUGCUUUUCACACUGUAGGCCCUUGAGGAUCUGUGUCCCUUAGGCACUGAUUACAAUGAAGAUGGCAUCCUUCUCUCAUACUCUAGCAUCAGAGGCAGGUGAGAUGAAAAGGAUGAAGCUGGACCUUGUGCCAGAGCACCUGGAAAUGGGUGUUAGGGAGAGAUGGGGAAUGACACUGAAUAUGGCCCAACAGGCAUAGUCCCAGGGCUGAGCUGUGACUGUAAAUGCUCCGUGAACACCAGCAGCCAUGUUGCCUGUUUGAUGGGGUCAAUGCUUGCCUGGGAAGAUGCUGCGAAGGUCUCACAAGAAGUAGGUGGUGAUGCAGUAAGUGUCUGUAGUGCGUGAAGUAAUGAGACAUGCUCUACUCCUUGAGCUGUCUGCCAGAGGAGAUGCAAAACCAAGGUGCUGAGUGUUUGUUGGCAUCAGGUCCUGUUACAGUUUUGGGCAGUGGUGGGCCUGGCUACCUUCCCAGGCUCCCAGCAUCCUAGGCUGGACAACUCAGUCCAGACCUCAAAAAUUCCUCAGCCAAUUACUAUAGUCUCUUCCUCAUCUUUUGCCCCCAAAGCUUGCACAGAGUGGUUGUGCAUUUUUACACUGAUAGAUUUUCUUUUCUUCCUUGAGCAAUUGCUCUUAAGUGGAUGCAGUACUGCCAAUUCUCCUAUGCCUGCUUAGGAGGGAUGAAUCUGGUGGAGCUGGGAGCUCCCAUCCCUACAUCCACUGCUGUGCCACCAUCUCCUUGGCUCUCAUCCUGUUGGAUGUAGUUCAGCAAAGGGUUUGCAAAUGUUGAGAUCCAGAGUGACUGUAAGAGCGAGGCCUGGGCUUAUCCAGGAGCUUGGCUGUUUCUCUGUGAGAUUUAAAUGAAAAACCUCCCCAUGGUGAGUCUCUGGAUAAUAAGACCUCAUAACAACAUUAAUAGCACCAGACAGUUCACGGAAAAUUGUCCGCUUGGGCAGCAGUAUAAAUUUGUUAGGUUGGCAGUGCCGGAGGGCAAGAUCACUCCUAGAGCAGCUGCCAAACUGUAACUUUAGCAAUGGUGCAUAAUACAGGUGAGGGGAAUUCUUGGCCCAGAUGCUCUUUAGUUGAUGACUAGCCCAGUUCAACAGCUUUGCUAUUUCUUUGCUUCCUUGGAACUUAGCCCACUUGCAUCUGCAGUGGGCUUUGCCACCUGGGUCCCACAUGCCUGGCUGGACCAGCUCAGCAGAGGUCUCUCCUCCCCGCCCCUGCCACGACCUCCCCAUCAGCGUGGUUUUGGGUGGAUGUGAACUGGGAUUGUUGAUACCACCCUAAAGCCGCAGGCUGUUCAGAGAGCUGCAUGAAGACAAGGUCAAUGCUUACCCUUAGGAUGUAAGGGGAAAAGGUAGGAGUGGAGGAAAGGGAACCAACACAUAGAAAGCAGUGUCUGGAGGUCGAGGGAUGCUUUGUGCCCAUAGUGAGUGAUGACACUUGAAAUUCAAGGCUGUAGUGAGGUGACUUUGAGAUGCUUUUGGUGGUUUAUCCAGAACAUCUGCUGGAGUUGUGCCUGCAGGCUUGGAAUCGGGUCUUGGCAAUGCUUUAACAGGACCUCUUUGUUCCACCUAUAAAUAGUUGUAGCUGGAACUGCAAGACAUCCAGAUGUCCCAGCUGCUUAGUUACAGACAUGGAUACUUAGGUGUUUUGUGCCUGCAGCUGCAUCAACUAUCUGUGCCUGUAAAUCUGGCAGCCAGACAUUUACUAAUAAAUAACUGUCCCACAAGUAAUUGCAGGUCUGAACCUGUGGCUCUGUGGCCAAUAUCUGAGCUGAGGAGAGAGGUGAGAUUUAUUGUGGAUGAGAGCCAAGAUGUCCUGAUGGCUGGGCUGGCUUAGAGUGCAGCAGCAGGGGGCACAUAAGGGACUGUGUGAGCACUGCUGCACAGAUGGUUCAUGUGAUUCGUGGCUAAGGGAUGCGGUCAGGGUUACCAGGCGACCUUACACAAAUGCAUAUACAAAUUCUGCCUGCGGCUCUUCUAGGGUGACUGGAGUGUGGCUUGCUGGGCUGACACUCCAGCUCUCCUCACUGGCUUUUCUGGAGGGGCAGGAGAAGGAAAUAGAGAAGGAGAGGUGGCAACAUGGACUGUUUUGUACACAUCUUUUGAAAAGGGAGCUGCCACAGCCUCUGUGAGAGUCAUGCCAGGAAAAUGCAUUGUUUGGAAAGUACUUGUUCAGCUGGUUUCUUUUCUCUGUGAGCUGUAAAUGUGCUCUGAAGAAGCUUUUUUUUUUUCUUUUUUUUUCCCCAAGCUGUAGUUUAAGGUGAGAAGGGCUGACCCUUUGGGGACACAACACCUUGAAAGUGUGCAUUGGAGACAUUUGGAUCUAACCCCGUAUGUGUUCUUGAAGGCUAAUUAUUGACAAGUUGUAGAGGAUACAAUAUGGCUUUUUCAUAAGGCAUGCUUCCUGGUGUAAAUCUGGAAACACUGAUCCAUAAAAAUA
Molecule: messenger RNA, 5944 nt
Organism: Struthio camelus australis
Lineage: Eukaryota; Metazoa; Chordata; Aves; Struthioniformes; Struthionidae
Source: RefSeq, a predicted model, not a curated record